Passer domesticus (house sparrow) is the source of this 1080-nucleotide messenger RNA. RefSeq names its product transmembrane protein 220 (gene TMEM220). The transcript has 6 exons. The coding region runs from base 24 to 503 and encodes 159 amino acids. The record is from RefSeq and is a predicted model, not a curated record. Lineage: Eukaryota; Metazoa; Chordata; Aves; Passeriformes; Passeridae.
CGUCCCUCUGUCCCGCCCCGGCCAUGGCGGCGCGGCUGUGGCGGCUCUGCAACCUCCUCAUGGCCGCCUUCUUCGGGCUGGCGGCCGCCGUGCAGGUGAACGACCCCGACGCGGGGCUGUGGACGGUUGUCUACUUAGUGCCAGCUGCCCUGACACUGCUUGUCAGCAUCAACCCUUCAAUAACAGACAAUGGUGUUUGGAGGAGCCUCUGUGACCUUCAUUCUGCUGGCUGUGUUGUUGGGACCAUUGCCUUGGCUUGCUCUUUGUUUGCUCACGCUCAAGGAAACAUUUUUCAUGAAGAGGAAGGCAGAGAAUUGUUUGGUCUGGUGAUUAUUGCAAUAUGGAUGAGUCUUUGUCGCAGUUCAGCAAAGAGUCCCCUGGGAGGAGCUCGUUUGGUUGCUGCAGUUGUUGUUGCCCUCUUCCCCUUUGUUUCGUGGCUGUACAUUUAUGUGAACAAAGACGUGCGAGAAUCUUGGCCAACACACUGCAAAACCGUGAUGUGAUUGGGUGGGAGAAAGUCUGCAGUGACUAUUACAGGAACUGUGCUGACCUUAUUUGCCUUUGGUUUUGGUGCUUAAUGAAAGGUGUCAGUUUGAUAGGACCCAAGAAUACCUGGCUGCUUCCAGCAGUGCCAGCUGAGAUUUGGUAAAAUGCUGAGGAACACUGUCAAAUCUGAGUGGGGGAUUUUUCUAUGGAAACUGUUAAUCUUGCUGCUUCUUAAAUUUUCCAAGCACCUUGACCUAAUGUCUGUCCUGAUGGUAUAUUCAAGGUGUCACUGUAUCCCUGGAUUACUCUCCAAUCACCUCAUAGUUUGGGAUAUCUAAAAUUUACUAUUCUGUAAUAUAAGGGGCAAAUAAAGCAAAUACUAUUUUUAAUAAAUGACUGUUUACAGCCACAGAACUUUCAAAAAUGUGCCUGGAUAAUCCAUUUCAGACUUCUUGGAAAACUUGAGCAGUCUGUAUUUCUGUCCUGUGCUAAAAUCAUAUGUAGAAUAUAUCUGAAAAAAAAUAUUUUUGCUAUUAUCUUUAACUGAAAGUCACUGGUUUUACUGAGUAAUAAACACUAUUUUUUAUAAGAAAA